Gekko japonicus is the source of this 1437-nucleotide messenger RNA. RefSeq names its product histamine receptor H1 (gene HRH1). Gene Ontology annotation, cellular component: dendrite; membrane. Gene Ontology annotation, biological process: regulation of vascular permeability; G protein-coupled receptor signaling pathway, coupled to cyclic nucleotide second messenger; positive regulation of vasoconstriction. The record is from RefSeq and is a predicted model, not a curated record. Bases 1 to 1437 code for a protein of 478 amino acids. Gene Ontology annotation, molecular function: neurotransmitter receptor activity; histamine receptor activity; G protein-coupled serotonin receptor activity. Lineage: Eukaryota; Metazoa; Chordata; Lepidosauria; Squamata; Gekkonidae. The transcript has a single exon.
AUGUGUGUGAUUAACAGAACAACAAACAAGAAUUUAACAGAGGGUUAUUCAAUCCCUCUAGGAGUGGUCUUGGGAGGUAUCUCAUUAAUCACAGUUGUCAUGAAUAUUUUGGUCCUAUAUGCAGUGAAACUGGAGAAGAAACUUCACACCGUCGGCAAUCUUUACAUUGUCAGCCUGUCCUGUGCAGACCUCGUUGUUGGUGCAGCUGUCAUGCCACUGAACGUUCUAUAUCUUUUGAAGAAUAAGUGGCUGUUGGGUACACUAGCUUGCCGGUUUUGGCUAUCAAUUGAUUAUGUGGCCAGUACAGCCUCCAUAUUCAGCCUCUUCAUACUCUGCAUAGAUCGUUACCGUUCUGUCCAGCAGCCACUAAAAUAUCUCAAGUACCGGACAAAAACUAGAGCUUCUAUCAUGAUUUCUGGAGCUUGGCUGCUCUCUUUUAUGUGGAUAGUCCCAAUUUUUGGUUGGCAUAAGUUUUCCCCUAACAGCACAACUGAAGAGGAUGGCAUAUGUGAAACAGAUUUUUGCAAAGUCACCUGGUUUAAGGUCUUGACAGCUAUAGCUAACUUCUACAUCCCAUCACUGAUGAUGCUGUUUUUCUAUGCAAAAAUAUACACGGCUGUCCGGAGGCACUAUCAGCACAGAGAGCUCAUUAAUGGAUCAUUUCGAUCAGCAUCAGAAAAAACAAUCCUACACAAUUGUAAGCAGCAAGAAAUACCAGAGAUGUAUUCACAAAGUAAAAAUAUAGGAUUUCACGGUCAUGAACAUGAUGGUCACAAUGACAGAAUGGAAGUCCCACCUCCAUCAGGCAGCUUUGGUGAAGUAUCACAAAUAUUUCAUAGAGGAAGUGCCCAUGAAAUUGGGAAGCACAGCUGCUUUCCUCUGACUGUUGCACAGAAUGACGUUGGGGUGGGCAAUGUUGAUAGAAAGUAUGCCUGUGUCGAUGAAAGCAUUCAGAAUAUAGAGAAGCCUUGCCUCCAAGAAUAUGAGAUAAGCAAAUCAUCAUAUGAGCAUACCUUUGCAGAGAGACCUUCCUGUAGAAGAGAUUCGGAUGCCACUCUAGAGCAAAAUUUUGGUAUCAAGAGGCACUUCCCUCAGUUUAAAAACAGCAAGGAUAGCACAAGUCUCCGUUCUUGGAAAAAGAUGUGGGGGAGGCUGCGUACUCAUUCUCUGAGCCAUAACCAAGGGCUGCGCAUCAACAGAGAAAGAAAGGCAGCUAAACAGCUAGGUUGUAUAAUGGCAGCCUUUAUGCUAUGCUGGAUUCCAUACUUCGUAUUAUUUAUGGUCAUGGCAUAUUGUGAAUCAUGUUACAAUUAUCACAUUCAUAUGUUUACAAUCUGGCUUGGCUAUGUGAAUUCUACAUUAAAUCCAUUUAUAUACCCACUUUGUAAUGAAAACUUCAAGAAAACUUUCAAAAAGAUUUUUCAUAUUAAAAGCUAA